Ectocarpus siliculosus is the source of this 2790-nucleotide messenger RNA. NCBI's taxonomy places the organism in Eukaryota, Phaeophyceae, Ectocarpales, Ectocarpaceae. The record is from the annotation of a GenBank genome assembly.
AUGCCUCCCCCAGGGGCGGGGCCGCGGGGGGGGGGGGGGGGGGGGGCAGAGUUAGGCCUCGGCGGCGGCAGCGGGCCGGGAGACGUCCGGGGAGAGGCAGUCACGUCGCCCGAGAGGGCCGAGAACGCCGGGCCGCGGCAGAGCUUUUCCGGGGCUUCGUCUUCCCUACCUCGCGAGAAGUCGCACUGGGAGCUCGGUUCGGACGCGGAGUUGUUGCCUGGCAACAUGACGCCGACGAAUGCCUCGCCGAUGAGAGAUAAUGGUGACACCAAGGACCUCAGCGGGAGCGCCGGCGCCAGCAGUCUGAGCGGCACGGGCAAUAAAGAUCUUAGCCGGUUCGGGCGAGCGAGGAAGGCGGUCAAGAAACGCACGAAGGAGAUGGAUGCGGGAGCGGCGCACUUGAGGUCCAUGCUCUCUGGCCAUCUUGGACCAGAUUUCGAGCAGGUGAUCUCGCUGCGGCGGAUGCAGAUGAGGGUCAAGAUAUUUCUCCGGAGAUCACUCCUGGACGUCUACGACCACGAGGAAGGGGAGUCGGCCGCCGAAAACACAGGGAUUGGAAAGGUGGUGGCGAACAAGGGCGGGCUGGUGUGCAAGCUAAGGCUCAGGGGCACUACGCUGUGCUUCGUCAGCUGCCACUUGCAGGCGCACGAGGGGCAGAAUCACCUGGCGAGGCGCAACUCGUCUUGUGCGGAGAUCCUGCAGGGCGCGCGGCUGGGGGAUCGGCGGAUGGUAGACGUGGACAGCCAGUUCCACCACGUGUUCUGGCUCGGGGACAUGAAUUACAGGAUCAACCUGGGGCUUGGACUCCAACCGGAGGAGCAACACGCACGGGUGUCCGCCCUCGUCGAAGCAAGCGAUUGGCCCAGGCUAUGGGAGGCAGACGAGCUGCUGAAGGAGCUGAGGGCGGGGCGCCUGCUGGCGGGUUUCCAGGGCAUCCGAGGGGAGACGAGCGGCUAUAGCGCCAAGAGGAUCCCCAGCUACACCGACCGCAUCCUGUGGAAGUCGCUCCCGGGACACGCCGCAAACCUUGACCUGCUAAAGUUCACCAGCUUCCCUGAGAUCACGAGCAGCGACCACAAGCCGAUACACGCCGCCUUCGUCGUCAAGCUUACGCCCGAGGUUGGCGCGCCGCCUCUGCCUAACAAGAUGUUCGGCCGGCGCGCGAGGAUGCCGCUUGCGGUGCUUGACGUCCCGCGGAUGGCGCAGCACCCCCCGCCGCGGCUGCUGCUGGAAGACCUUGAGGUUUUCGAUCUGCAGGGGAUUGCGGGCGGCGGGGUCAGAAACCCGUACGUCGUCUUCUCCUCCGACCCUAAGCACCUCGUGAAGGCCUCUCCCGCUGGAAAACCGCCGAAAACGACGGUGAAAAAGAAGACCCUCAGGGCCAAGUGGAAUAGGUAUGCGUUCCAGCUGGCUAUCUCGGACCCGGUGCUCCUCCGGCAGUCACACGUGAGCUUGGUGGUGAUGGACAAGGAGAGAGGACGCAAGAGCAAGGGCGAGGUCAUCGGUGUGGCCAACCUGUCUCUCGCGGAGGUCCUCUGGAUCAACAACGGCCCACCGGCUUCCGCGAACGCCAGGAGCUCCAGCCCUUCUUCCGCCGCCGCGGCUGCCUCCGCCGCCGCCUCAUCUCGCCGAAGAUCGUCGCUGCCGCUCCGCCGCCGCUCCCUGUCGCCGGACCGCGCGCGCCACAGCAACGGCACCCGCGAGCGCUCCUCGUCGUUGGAAGGCCAUGGUCGCGGCGGCGGUGACGGCAGCAGCGGGGUUGGCGGCCAAGACAGUAAGAUAGGAGAGGCCGCCUCCGCGGGGGAGGAGACUUCGUCGUUGUCGUCCUCUCAGCAGCGGCGGGGAACCGGGAUGCCCCGUCACCGUUCCCACUCCUCGCUCCCGUGGGGCUUCUUCCGCCACCAGAACGGAGGCUUGUCCUACCGCGAGGACGGGGACAGCGGCCACAACACGGCAGCCGCCGCUGCUGCUUGCGGAGAUGGCGGCGGCGGCGGCGGCGGCCACCGAGAUCACCACCACCACCACCACCACCACCACCACCAUCGGCGCGCCAGCAGCGGCAGCGGUGGCGGGAGCGACAUGACGAGCGUCGGGUGCGAGGGCCAGGAUGUCGCCGGCACCUCGGCGGCAGCGCGAGCAGCAGCGGCACCGGGAGUGUCGCCGACAUCGACCACGGGGACCAGCUCUCGCGCGCUGGGCGGCUGCGAACCCUCCGCGGGAACAACGGCGGACUCGAAAGAAGGGUCGGCGUACGGAGGCGGAACCGGCGGCGGCGGCGGCGGUGGCUACAACCGCCGUAGCUCGUUCUUCCACAACCUCGCUGGCCACCACCUCCACCACCAAGACGAGCAAGACGGGCGGGCGGCGGCGGCGGCGGCGGCGGCGGCAGCAGCAGAACAGCGGUUGGGACCGAUGUUCGACAUCCCGCUGGUGAAGAGCGGCCUCCACCGCGGGCGAAUCAGCGGCCGGUGCACGCUGGUGCUCGGGUCUGGCACCGGCGUGAACCUCCUGCGACUAGGAAGCGUCCGAGCGCUGGGCCCGGGGGGAGUUGCGAGUGUUGGAGGUGUUGGCGUCGCCGGGCUGAGCGACGGCGACGGCAGCAGCGGCGGGGCGGCGGCGAAACUGCGGGACCGCGCUAGCGAGGGGGGGGAGAAUAUGGGGAACAAGGCGCCGCCGGGGCUGGCUGCCAAGAGUGUAUCGGACCGGGUGUUCAGCAAGUCGCGUCGCUUGCGCAGCGACAGCGGGGGCGGCGGCCGGGACUCCGCCCCCGCUGGUUGUGUCUGUAUGUAG